AUGCGCUUUUCUAAGUUUGCCACAAUCCUUCAAGGCGCCAGCCUCUUUGUGGCAACCUGUGCUAGCUUUAAGAUAGCUCACGUAUCUUCGGAAUCUAAAAGUUUCAAUUGUCUGGGGCGCAGAUUUACGGAAGCUGAUUUUUCAGAUGAAAUAGACCGUGCAAACAGACAGAUAGCAGCGGGCAACAUGAUUCGUAAAGCAGCAAAUAUAAUUGAAUAUGAAAUCAGAAGGGACGGAGAAAGGAACACGAUAUUGUAUAGUGAUGGAGAAACAACUGACUUUUAUUUAUAUCGGCUUUCUGGGCACAAGUCCGUUAAAAAUGAAAACGGCUAUGCAUAUCAUAUCGGGUAUUCCAUCUUAAUUGAUAACUGCUAUCGCGUUUCUGCCAUGAUGAGUAAUGAGGAAUGGGUCGCAUUAGACGAAAACGCGGCAGCGAAUAGACAAGGAAAAAUCGGAAGACAAUCAUUUUGCACCAUCAAUACCUAA
Molecule: messenger RNA, 486 nt
Organism: Blumeria graminis f. sp. triticale
Lineage: Eukaryota; Fungi; Ascomycota; Leotiomycetes; Helotiales; Erysiphaceae
Source: the annotation of a GenBank genome assembly